This is a messenger RNA of Hevea brasiliensis (rubber tree), 1751 nucleotides long. Its product is annotated as cytochrome P450 81Q32. The transcript has 2 exons. The record is from RefSeq and is a predicted model, not a curated record. The coding region runs from base 32 to 1540 and encodes 502 amino acids. Gene Ontology annotation, molecular function: oxidoreductase activity, acting on paired donors, with incorporation or reduction of molecular oxygen; iron ion binding; monooxygenase activity. Lineage: Eukaryota; Viridiplantae; Streptophyta; Magnoliopsida; Malpighiales; Euphorbiaceae.
CCACCCCUCUAAAAGCAAAUCAAAAAAUCAUAUGUCCAAUAUGGAUGAAAUAUGGUUUUACAUCAUUUCUAUCAUUUCUUUAAUCUUUCUCCUCUCAAAGAUAUUUUUAUUGAAACAAGCUAGCCCAAAAAACCUCCCACCUAGCCCUCCUGCACUCCCCAUAAUUGGCCAUAUGCAUCUCCUAAAAAACCCUCUUCAUAAAACUUUGCAAAACUUAUCAAAUCAAUAUGGUCCAAUCAUAUCCCUUAAGUUUGGUUUCCGAAAUGUUCUCAUCAUAUCAUCCCCAACCUUACUUGAUGAUUGCUUCAAUAAAAAUGACAUUAUCUUAGCUAAUAGGCCUCGACUACUAGUUGGUGAAAUACUAAAUAAUAACUACACCACAAUAAUGGCUGCUCCUUAUGGCCGACAUUGGCGCAACCUCCGUCGCAUUGCUGCAUGUGAAAUUUUCUCAAUGAAUAGCAUCACGAUGUGCCUGAGCAAUAGAGAACAAGAAGUUAGAAUCUUGCUUAAAGAUCUAUUCAAAAGUUCGAGUACAAGUUUCAAGAAAGUGGAGAUGAAGUCGAAGCUAUCAGAACUUUCUUUUAACAUUAUAAUGAGAAGGAUUUCAGGGAAGCGUUAUUUUGGAGAGGAGUCUAAGCACAUUCGUGAUAUUAUAAGUGAGAUUUUUGAAAUGAAUGGUUCAUCAAAUCCAGGGGAUUUUUUACCAUUCUUACAAUGGAUUGAUUUCCAAGGAAUAAAGAAAAGGAUGCUGAGAUUGCAAAAAGAAUUAGAUGAAUUUGCCCAAGGUUUGAUAGAUGAGCAUCGAAAUCAUAAAAAUUCUUGCACACAAGGACAAGGAAGGACUAAGACAAUGAUCGAUAACAUGUUAUCUUUACAAGAAUCUGAACCUCAGAACUAUUCUGAUGAAUUCAUCAAAAGCCUCAUACUGUCAAUUAUAGUCGCAGCAGAUACAACAGUAGCCACAAUGGAAUGGACUAUGUCGCUUCUACUUAACCAUCCCGAGGUGCUAAAGAAGGCUGAAGCCGAGAUAAGACAAGCUAUUGGUCAAGAUCGAUUAGUAGACGAGUCUGAUUAUCCCAAUUUGCCAUACCUACAAAGCAUCAUAAAAGAGUCAAUGCGAUUCAAGACAGUAGGACCACUUCUAAUUCCCCAUGCACCAUCAAAAGAUUGCAUUAUUAAGGGUUAUCAUGUACCACAAGGCACAAUGUUGAUAGUCAAUGCUUGGGCUGUUCAUAUGGAUCCUAAGGUAUGGGAGGACCCAACAAGUUUUAAGCCAGAGAGAUUUGAAGAUUUAGAGGAUGAGGCUCAUAAAUUGAUUCCAUUUGGUUUGGGGAGGAGGGCAUGUCCUGGAUCUGGACUAGCAAAUAGAGUGAUUAGCUUGGCCUUGGCUUCAUUAAUACAAUGCUUUGAGUGGGAGAGAACCAAUGAAGACGUAGUGGAUAUGUUUGAAGGGAUAAGGUUUACUGUACCCAAACCACAGCCAUUGGAAGCCUUAUGCAAAGCACGUGAGUCUAUGAUUAAUGUGCUGGAGAAGAUAUAAUUAGUGCAUAAUUGCCUUUUUCUAAAAGUGACUAUGAUCAAAAAAUGAUUGUACCACAAUCAUUGUUGUUCAAAUUAAUUUUCUUUUAUUUUCUACACUUAUGUGAUCUUCCAGGACCAAGCACUCCACAUUAUGCCAGCAAACCAUUUGGACUAUCCCUUCUCAUGUAAUUAUUUUACAAUAAUAUAUAUAUAUGGGUAAAUUACUUUCA